CGGGAUGUUGCAGUACUGACGGACCUGUGCCAGUCCAUUUCUCCCGCGUAGACACGGCCUCUGAAUCGUGCCCGGGCCGUGCAACAGCGUCAUCUCACUGGUGUAGCCUUGCACAACCAUCGUGGACCGCCGAAUCCUCCCGAGGGAGCUUCGCCGACAGACCAGCGUGCACAUCGUGGUCGCUCGCCUGUGUGGUGGUCGAGGAGUCGCCUCGCAGAACAGACCUGUCUCGCAUCAGUGAGACACAUCGACAAGAGAAGCUCCCGUGCGGCGACCAUGUCAACCUAUAGCGUCGCCAACCUGCCCCGCAUCACGCAUGAGACUCUAACGCCGCUCGUGCGCGAGCAGAAUGCGAGUCUUGCGGUGAUUGAUGUACGAGACAGCGACUACAUCGGUGGGCACAUUCGUGGUUGCAUCAAUGUGCCAACGGCGACACACGAUUACCGAAUGCCGGAGCUCGUGCGAACCCUCAAGGAGAAAGAUACGGUCGUCUUUCACUGUGCUCUGUCCCAGCAACGAGGCCCUUCGAGUGCGUUGAAGUAUUUGCGAGAGCGCGAGCGUUUGCAUGGCAAGGAGGCAGAGCAGAAGCAGAAGGUGUAUGUUCUUGAUGGCGGCUUCCAGAAGUGGCAAGAAGCCCACGGUGAGGACAAGGAGCUGACGGAAGGUUAUGUCAAAGACCUGUGGGAGAACUACUAAGUCGAAGAUGUGCUGGCUUCGUGCACGUCAUGUUAUGUGAUGGGCAUCGAGCAGCACCUGAUUAGGGGAAUGUGAGAGACCCGCGGGCGAUGUCCCUGUAUGCACGCCUGUCGAGGCUCUCGUCCUGAAGUUGCAGUAAGCUGUGUGGUCAGGUUCGAUAGCAAAUUUGAAAUGCAUCUUUCUGAAUUCCUUUACAAAUGUGAUCAUAUGGCUGGCCGUCUGCGUAUCCACGUAGAGUGGACCUCUGCAAGAGCCAUAUGUAGCCAGAGGCGUGGCGAAGCGGUCUUUCGAGCUGACUCCGAGUAAAGACUACGCGCAUCAAGCUCGUAUAUUUUUCUGUCCGGCCUGAACCGUGGAAUGAUGAGUGCCGCGACUUCCACCCCGCUGUCAAGCGAGCCUUGCGCUUGCCGACCUAGGGUGGUGCUAGAGUUGUUGCGCGCGAACGAUCCCCGGAAGAGGCUGCAAUACAGCGCGAGCUGUGUGAUGCGUCGCGACGGACCCGUCGAGCAGGUUGUGUUGAUCUGGCCGGCCGAGUUCGCACGGUCGACUCGCGCAGAAGACGCUUAGCGGCGAGAGCGCGCGGCCUCCCUGGCACACCGUAUGGCUCUACGGUGGGUGCGGUAGGCCGCUGUGGCUGGCGGUGUCGCCGUAUGCACUGGGCUCGCUAGAGGCAAUAUUGUCUGGCAAGCUGCCACUGUAUCCUGGCCCCAGGGGGGAUUUGGCGGCGAUAGAGCGGCAUGUUCACUGCUCCAGGUCCAGUGGCACGAUGCUAGUGGUAUACG
Messenger RNA from Sphaerulina musiva SO2202, 1478 nucleotides. RefSeq names its product Rhodanese-like protein. Gene Ontology annotation, cellular component: cytoplasm; nucleus. The record is from RefSeq and is a predicted model, not a curated record. NCBI's taxonomy places the organism in Eukaryota, Fungi, Ascomycota, Dothideomycetes, Mycosphaerellales, Mycosphaerellaceae. Gene Ontology annotation, molecular function: protein tyrosine phosphatase activity. The coding region runs from base 277 to 696 and encodes 139 amino acids. The transcript has 3 exons.